CAACUAUCAACUCGCUCUUAACAAUGUCGACGGGAACCGCGCAAGACACACCAGCUUCAAGCUGGCGUUCUCAGACGAAUUUGCUGCAACUGGUAUUCACGAAUGAUUACCACAAGUUCCCGACGCCGCACGUCACCCGCUCCGAACACGCGCAGCAAGUCAUGAAAUCACAUAUUGGCUGUGACCUCCUUCUCGAUUCGAACGGAAUAGUCUUUCCAAUCCAUUCGGCAUGGGCUCUUUGCGGCCCAGCUGCAGACUGGAUGGUUCUCAGCUUGUUCCUAGGUACUCCGAGCAAGCAAUUCACGAUUCCAUUCCCGGCGUUUUCUCCGAUCAUCGUGGAUCGAUUCGUAAACUUUCUCUAUCUCGGCACAUACCAGCGACACAUUGAGGGCGAGAUAUCGAACAUUGGUCAUGCGCAGAACAAGCCGGACACCCCUUAUAACGACGCAACCCAGAAGAUGAAGUCGGUGCGAUUCCAUUUGGAGAUGAUCAAAUUCGCCGAGUUCCUGGAGUACCCUGCUCUUAUUGACACGGCAUAUGUCAAGCUGAUCGAGCAACUUCUAAUGAGGAGCCGGUUCGAUCCUAAAGCCAUGAAAGACUUUGUUACAUGGACCUUCGGUUCCGCUAAGAUCUGCAUCGACAAGGACGGUUUGCUGAAACAUCUCAUCGUGACGGCAGCUAUAGCGCACGAGUAUAAACGUUGGGACAAGCGUGUUCUAAAUGCCUUCCUAGAUCUCAUUCAGGAUAACCUGGAGUUCCUUGGAUAUCUCAACAACGCGAAGGAGAAGCAUAAGAAGAUAUUGAAGGAGACAUUAGAACAGAAACAGACAGAGAGGCAGAACAGGACGAACAAGAAGCGGGCUAAGGUUGAGGAGUAGGUCGCCCAUGAAACUGAGCGAUAGGAGGCAUUGUGCUUGCCUUGGAGAUGGGAAAGAAGGGAAGGCUAUGAUUCGAAGUAAUAAAGCGCACUACUGGAGGAAUGAAUAGUAAUCUAGUGUGUAAGGUUAAACACUACACUUAAUGUUUCUUCCUUGAGGUCGUAGAAGCUCCAAGACACUGUCAUUGUAUUCUACUGAAUAAAUGAUCUCUAUGAUACACUGA
Molecule: messenger RNA, 1101 nt
Organism: Cucurbitaria berberidis CBS 394.84
Lineage: Eukaryota; Fungi; Ascomycota; Dothideomycetes; Pleosporales; Cucurbitariaceae
Exons: 3
Coding region: 24-878 (284 amino acids)
Source: RefSeq, a predicted model, not a curated record